AUGGUGUCCCAGGCGCUGCAGCUGCUCCGGCAGGGCGUGUGGGCUGCACUCACGGGGGGCUGGUACCAUGACCCUGAGCAGAGCAAGUUCACCAACAGCUGCCACCUCUAUCUGUGGUUGUUUCUGCUGCUGCUGCCCCUGGCCCUGCACCUGGCUUUUCCUCCAAAUGCGAUCACUGUAUUUUUAUACUGCAGUUCAGUGACUGUGUUCUUCGCAGUAAUCAAGUUGGUCAGUUAUCGUCUGCACGUCAUGUUUGAUAAGGGGGGGGUCAUUCAGGAGAGGCCCUCCAGAAUGCAAGAGAAGCCAAAUGCAGACAAAGAAUCCACAAGUGAGCAUAGAAUGAACUAUAAAACUCCAAGCAAUAACAGGCAGACUAACAAUGGCAAAAAGGAAGAGACCAAUCCCAACCUCACCACGCCUCCUCUCCACUGCAGCUCCCAAGGGCAAAGCAUACACUCUCACCACUCCUCUGGGCUUCUGGAAUUGCCAGCACAGGAAACAGUGCAAGACCUCAAAGGCAUCAUUCUGUCAGAUCAGCCUGGAGCCCCUGUGUCAUCUACCUCAGCCUGUGUCAGAAUGGAAAACUUGCCAGUUUCUAAAGUGUCCAUGCCAGAAACCGUGGCCACAUCAGCAAUACGAAUGAAGCCAGUGACCCCAGAGACUCCACUCAACAAUAAAGUGAAAGAAAGAGCAAACAAGGUACAUCCCCCUUUCCACCACCGAUCAGAGGGUGGGCUACAAGACAAAGAUGCCUUGGAGAAUUUGCCACACUUGUCUUUGUCUCAGUAUGACUUACUAGAAACAGAGGUGUCUUUCCAGCCCUGGGGCAGUGAGAACUCAGUCUUGAUUCCAGAACCCACACAACAUCUCAAGGGCUCCAUCGGGGAACAGUUGCAAAGUAAGUCUCCUCAGGACAGCCUGAGCAGCAGCUGCCCACAGUGUAACACCAUCAUCACCAAACAGGAAGAGGAUCUGGUGGAUACUUCCUGCCAAGUAGACCCUCCUUUGGACGAAGAAGUUUACUCCAAUAGUGAUAUAGCUGUUACUCUGAUUGACACUUCCCAACCUGGGGACCCGCUGAGCCUGCAUGAGCCCAUUAAGAUUGUCAUUACAAUGAGCAGUACUCCAAACUCUGUGACCGACUUGGAAAGCUCUCUCCACCUGAAGGUGAUUGGUACAGAGAGAGCUGGACCAAAGUCAGAUGCUGAACCAGCUACCUCAAGGGUGGCUAGUCCUCCAAACAGCGAGCAGACACGAAUUCCUGUCAUCACCCUUGAGCUUUCUGAAGAUGGAGAAGGAGUCACCAUUUGUCCUGAAGGGACACCAGAAAGACUGAUGGUAGAGGAGUCUUCCAAUCAGUGCUCUGGCUAUGAGUCUGGGGAGGCAGGCAAUGCCACAAAAGAUUGCAGUCUUCCUCCAAGGGACCACUGUGAAGUAACCUCACCACUCAUACAAAAUGUAGCCUCCGAGUCUGAGAGGGGACCAGAUGGACAGGCUAACCUUGACCCUUCUUCUUGUAAGAGCAGCCAUGAAAAGAGACAUGCCCGGGUCCUCAGCAUGGACAGUGGAACCGACAUCUUCUUGAGUAAGAACUCUGCAGAAUUUAUUAGUGAUAAAGAGAAAACAAUACCGACUUCCAAAUCUGACUUGGAGGCUAAGGAAGGACAAAUACCAAAUGAAUCCAACUUCCUAGAAUUUGUUUCCCUGUUGGAAUCAAUUAAUACUUCCAAGGUAGUGGCAGCCAAUCAGUCCCAUGGCUCAGCAGAGCCGAACAAAGAAAACCGGCUUCUUGGAGAUAAAUGUUGCCAGGAGAAAAAGGAGGAAAUCCUGGGAAGUGAAAAGCCCACCGGACGCAAUCCCAGACAAGGAAAACUGGAUGUGCAAAGUCAAGACCAAACUAACUCCCACCCUGUGUUUCCUGAAUCUGCCAAGAUGACCACCCUUUUCCAGGGUAAUAGACAGAGACAGAUCAUCUACAGAGUAACGUCCCAACAAGAUAGUUCUGUCUUGCAAGUCAUCAGUGGGCCUGAAACAUCUGUGCAAGAUGAAACAUCUGUGGAUGCCAUGCAUGUCUUCAUCGAUGAACAUGGUGACAUUAGAUCCUGUUAUUUAAAAUCUGGAAAUCAGAAAGAAGGACCUUUGCAACAUCAGCUGUCAAAUUAUGACUGUUUUUCUCAUACUCGAGAGGUGCAGAUCAGCUCUUCCAGCACCACAACCUCUGAGAGUCAAGAUCCCUCCUCUGGGGACCCAGCAGUCAGUGCUCUCCAACAACAGCUGUUACUAAUGGUGGCUCGGAGGACCCAGUCAGAAACUCCACGGCAUCUGAGUCAAGAUCUGGAGGCCUCGUCAUGCUCUUCAACACAAGGAAAAUUUCAGCGAGAUCAGUUUUACAAGUUUAUCAUUUUCCCUGGCAAAUGGAUUAAAGUCUGGUAUGAUCGACUUACUUUGUUGGCGUUGCUCGAUCGAACUGAAGAUGUCAUGGAGAAUGUGCUGGCUGUUUUACUCAUUGUCCUUGUUUCCCUGCUCGGGUUCCUGACGCUGAACCAGGGCUUUUGCAAAGACAUGUGGAUUCUCCUUUUCUGCGUGGUCAUGGCCAGUUGCCAGUAUUCUUUGCUAAAGAGCAUUCAGCCUGACCCUGCCUCGCCAAUUCAUGGACACAACCAAAUCAUAGCAUACAGCAGACCAAUCUAUUUUUGUAUGCUGUGUGGACUUAUUUUACUUCUUGACACAGGAGCCAAAGCCAGACACCCUCCUACUUAUGUUGUCUAUGGCCUGAAGCUCUUCUCUCCGGGGUCUCUACAAUCUGCUAGGGACCACUUAAUAGUGUUUUUAUAUUGCUUUCCUGCAAUUUCCCUCCUUGGGCUUUUCCCACAGAUCAACACUUUCUGCAUUUAUCUUUUGGAGCAAAUUGACAUGCUGUUUUUUGGUGGCUCUGCAGUGUCUGGGGUGCUGUCGGCUGUGUACGGCGUGACCCGGAGCUGCAUGGCCACCGCUGCUCUCCAUAUGCUCUGCUUCGCCGCCAUAAAGGAGCCCUGGAGCACGCAACACAUCCCGGCGUUGUUUUCAGCCUUCUGUGGCCUCUUGGUAGCCAUUUCCUACCACCUGAGCAGGCAGAGCAGUGACCCUUCAGUGCUGAUGUCCUUUAUUCAAUGCAAAAUGUUUCCUAAAUUUUUACAAAAAAAUUUGGAAGAGUUGGCUGCAGACCCUCUCCCAAAGAAGAUGAAAGACUCUGUGAAGGAUGCCUUACAGUCUGAUCUCAUUGUCUGCUCAGUGGUUGCUGUCCUCUCGUUUGCAAUCAGUGCCAGCACUGUGUUCCUGUCAUUGCGCCCAUUCCUCAGCAUCGUGCUUUUCUCCCUGGCUGGCACUGUCGGGUUCGUGGUACAUUACAUCCUCCCUCAGCUCCGCAAGCAGCAUCCAUGGAUGUGGAUUUCACAUCCCGUUCUCAAAAACAGAGAGUAUCAGCAACGCGAAGUGACCGAUGUGGCCCAUUUAAUGUGGUUUGAAAGACUCUAUGUUUGGCUUCAGUGUUUUGAAAAAUAUAUCUUGUACCCAGCCAUAAUUUUGAAUGCCCUCACUAUUGAUGCGUUUUCAAUAAGCAAUUACAGGAGACUCGGUACCCAUUGGGACAUUUUUCUGAUGAUCAUUGCUGGCAUGAAGCUCCUGAGGACCUCAUUCUGUAAUCCUGUCCAUCAGUUUGUCACCUUAAGCUUCACUGUCAUCUUUUUCCACUUUGACUACAAAGAUAUUUCAGAGAGUUUCCUACUGGAUUUCUUCAUGGUGUCUAUUUUAUUCAGCAAGCUCGGGAACCUGCUGCACAAGUUACAGUUCGUCAUGACAUAUGUGGCUCCUUGGCAGAUGGCUUGGGGAUCUUCAUUUCAUGUGUUUGCUCAGCUCUUCGCGAUCCCUCAUUCUGCGAUGCUUUUCUUCCAAAUGAUUGCCACCUCAAUCUUUUCCACGCCACUGAGCCCAUUUCUCGGGAGUGUCAUUUUCAUCACGUCGUAUGUCAGGCCGGUCAAAUUCUGGGAGAAAAACUACAAUACAAAGCGAGUGGACAAUUCCAACACCAGACUGUCUGUUCAGAUUGAAAAGGAUCCAGGGAGUGAUGACAACAACCUGAACUCCAUCUUUUAUGAGCACUUGACAAGAGCCCUCCAGGAAUCCCUCUGUGGGGACUUAGUUCUUGGUCGUUGGGGUAACUACAGCUCUGGUGAUUGCUUUAUUUUGGCUUCCGAUUACCUCAAUGCCUUUGUUCACCUGAUUGAAAUCGGAAAUGGCCUUGUCACCUUUCAGCUUCGAGGAUUAGAAUUCCGAGGAACCUACUGUCAGCAGCGAGAGGUGGAAGCCAUCAUGGAGGGCGAUGAAGAUGAUGGAGGAUGUUGCUGCUGUAAGCCCGGCCACUUACCCCACCUCUUGUCCUGCAACGCAGCAUUCAACCUCCGCUGGCUUACGUGGGAAAUCACACGGACGCAGUACAUCUUGGAGGGCUAUAGUAUCAUAGACAACAAUGCAGCUACCUUGCUGCAGGUCUUUGAUCUUCGAAGGAUCCUCAUCCGUUACUACAUCAAGAGUAUAAUAUACUAUAUGGUCACUUCCCCCAAACUCCUCUCCUGGAUCAAAAAUGAGUCACUUCUUAAGUCACUGCAACAUUUUGCCAAGUGGCAUUAUAUUGAACGUGACCCUGCCGUGUUCAACAUUAACAUUGAUGAUGACUAUGUGCCAUGUCUUCAAGGGAUCACCAGAGCUAGCUACUGCAAUGUUUACCUAGAAUGGAUCCAGUACUGUGCACGGAAACAAGAGCCUUCAAAGAAGACGCUGGAUAGUGAUGAGGACUCUCCUCUGGUGACUCUGACCUUUGCCCUGUGUAUCCUAGGGAGGAGAGCUCUGGGAACUGCUGCUCAUAACAUGGCUCUCAGCCUGGACUCCUUCCUGUACGGUCUUCACACCCUCUUCAAAGGUGAUUUUAGGGUAACAACACGAGACGAGUGGGUGUUUGCGGACAUGGACCUUCUGCACAAAGUUGUUGCUCCAGCUAUCAGAAUGUCACUGAAGCUUCACCAGGACCAGUUCACCUGCCCUGAUGAGUAUGAAGACCCAGUGUUCCUCUAUGAGACCAUCCAGUCCUUUGAGAGGACAGUGGUGAUCUGUCAUGAGGGUGACCCGGCCUGGAGGAGCGCGGUGCUGUCCAACAGGGAGGAUCUCCUCACCCUGCGGCACGUGGUGGACGAGGGGACUGACGAGUACAAGGUCAUCAUGCUGCACAAAAGCUUCCUGAGCUUCAGGGUCAUCAAGGUCAAUAAAGAAUGUGUCCGAGGACUCUGGGCUGGGCAGCAGCAAGAGCUCAUAUUUCUUCGAAAUCGCAACCCAGAGCGUGGUAGCAUCCAGAACAACAAGCAGGUCCUACGGAAUCUGAUCAACUCCUCCUGCGACCAGCCCCUGGGAUACCCCAUGUAUGUUUCCCCGCUCACUACGUCCUAUCUCGGGACACACAGGCAGCUGAAGGAUGUCUGGGGUGGGCCUGUCAGCUUGAACCGAAUUUGGACGUGGUUCCGAACCAGGUGGUUAAGAAUGCGGAAGGACUGCCAUGUGGGCCAGCACAGUGGUGGCAACAUCGAAGACCUGGACAGAGGAGGGACAGCAUCCACAGGCCAGGCCACAAGUGGGGAGAGCCAGGAGAGCAGCACAGAGCCACCCAGGAAGGAUGGGCACCAUGGUGGGACCCCCAGGACAGGUAGGAGAAAAGGCAGGAGCCAGUCUGUCCAGGCCCAUGCAACCUUGAGCCAAAGACUUCCCAUCUUGAGUUUUCCGGGUCCCGUGCUGGAAAGUCACCAGGCCUUCAUCCAGACGUCCACAUCAGUCCAUGAGUUGGCCCCGAGGCUGUCUGGCAGCCAGCUCUCCUUACACAACUCUGUGGUGUCCCUGCACUCCCAGCCACCGCCUGUCACCACCACGGGCCACCUGAGUGUCCGCGAGCGGGCUGAGGCGCUGAUCAGAUCCAGCUUGGGCUCGUCCACCAGUUCCACCCUUAGCUUCAUCUUUGGCAAGAGGAGCUUCUCCAGCGCCCUCGUUAUUUCUGGACUUUCUGCCGCAGAGGGUGGCAACACCAGCGACACCCAGUCAUCUAGCAGUGUCAACAUUGUAAUGGGUCCCUCAGCCAGAGCCGCAGGUCAAGCCACACGGCACUUCUCCGAGCCCUGUGAACCCACCGAUGCUGUGGAGCAGGUCCAGCUCUGCAGUCGCCGUCUGACUGAACCUACGGCAGAGACCCUUGGGGUGAUGUGCAGAAGAGCAAGCCAGGAGGACAUGGGACUCGAUGACACGGCAUCCCAGCAAAGUGCUUCCGACGAGCAGUAA
Molecule: messenger RNA, 6351 nt
Organism: Chrysochloris asiatica (Cape golden mole)
Lineage: Eukaryota; Metazoa; Chordata; Mammalia; Afrosoricida; Chrysochloridae
Gene: PCNX2
Product: pecanex-like 2 (Drosophila)
Exons: 34
Coding region: 1-6351 (2116 amino acids)
Cellular component (GO): membrane
Source: RefSeq, a predicted model, not a curated record